Molecule: messenger RNA, 2155 nt
Organism: Lipotes vexillifer (Yangtze River dolphin)
Lineage: Eukaryota; Metazoa; Chordata; Mammalia; Artiodactyla; Lipotidae
Gene: BTF3L4
Product: basic transcription factor 3 like 4
Exons: 5
Coding region: 191-493 (100 amino acids)
Source: RefSeq, a predicted model, not a curated record
CUCUGUCUCGACUGAGGUAGCCAUCUUGCUCUUGCCGCGUGCUGGUGUUGGAGGACCCUUCUUGCUUCAGGGUACAGCGCGCAGAAAGAAGAAGGUGGUACAUAGAACAGCUACAGCUGAUGACAAAAAACUUCAGAGUUCUCUAAAAAAACUGGCUGUGAAUAAUAUAGCUGGUAUUGAAGAGGUGAACAUGAUUAAAGAUGAUGGGACAGUUAUUCAUUUCAACAAUCCCAAAGUCCAAGCUUCCCUUUCUGCUAACACCUUUGCGAUUACUGGCCAUGCUGAAGCCAAACCAAUCACAGAAAUGCUUCCUGGAAUAUUAAGUCAGCUUGGUGCUGACAGCUUAACAAGUCUUAGGAAGUUAGCUGAACAGUUCCCUCGGCAAGUGUUGGAUAGCAAAACACCAAAACCAGAAGACAUUGAUGAGGAGGAUGAUGAUGUUCCAGAUCUCGUAGAAAAUUUUGAUGAGGCAUCAAAGAAUGAAGCUAACUAAAAUUUUUUCUGGUUUUUGGAAGCUGGCAUGGACUAGAUUUAACAAAUCAGCUAUGUGGUUCCAAAGUUUUACAGACACGGAGAACAUCAGCUGUUACUAGUUCAGUAAUAUAAAUAUUUUGUAUAUUAAUAAUGCUGUUUGUUCAGCAUUUUUCGAUCAUUUGAUUUUGCAUUUUGCACUUCCUCCCAGGAUCUAUUCUUUUGGUCAAAAUACGAAGUGUUGGUGCAGUUUGAGGGUGUUUUGGGUUUUGAUUCUUGGUUUUUUUGUUUUGUUUUUUGUUGGGGUAUUUUUAGUGUGUGUAUGUGUAUGUAUGCGUGUGGGUAUGUGUGUAUACAGUGGAGAGCAAAUUGGAAAACAGUUUUAUUUAUCCUCCUCCUUACCCCAGUAGAAAUAAAACAAAUCUUUACAUUUGUUACUUUUUAUUUUUUCUAAUGAUGCACAGAAUUAAUGAAAAGUGAGUAUCUUGGAUUUCAAAUCAGGAGAUUUUACCCUUGGAAGUUUGGUUUUAAUUUGCUUCGUUAACAUAUUUCUCAUACAUUUUUCUGGGUUUAAAAUGUCUUGAGAUAUUUUGUCACCAGCUUCAUGCUGGCAUAAUGGGUAGCAUAUCUUUGGUGCAGUUGCCUUAGAUUCACUUACCUAGUUAGACCCAGAGGAAUUUCUUCUACCAGUUUUUGUCCUAAAUGCCUUGUUUUCUCCCCUUUUGGUCUCUAAAUGGCCUGGUUAGCCUUUGGUAAUGCUCUUCCUCAUCUUGCAUCUACCCUGAGAAGGAUGUUCUCCAUAUAGAGUUAAGCGAGUGCCUAAUCCCUCUUUUUGUAAGAUUGUUCCCACAUCUUGAGGAACAACAGCUCCAUCUUCAACUUCUUAUUCCUUUGAUUUUACAGUUUGGUAGAUUUCAAACUGGAAUAGCUAGCAUGUGCUUGCUAAUAAUUUUAUGCCAGCCUUACCCUGUAUCCUAGCUGUUCUUAAUAGCAGGUGCAAAAAUGCCUCUUUUUCAGCAAGGUUGAAAUUGGGAGUGUCCUUUUGAAUCAGAAAAAAUGGGCCAUAGACUCAUUCCCCAGCACAAAUGGGCAUUCUGUGAAAUGGUACUGGCCCCAGGAGGAUUUCUUCAACCACUCCUCUACUCUUGGCCUUGAACCUACCUCUGGAUUGGAUCUUACUAUUGUAGCUGCUCAUAGCAUCCUCCUGCAUGCUUAGAGUAAUGCUUUGGGGGAACACUGGUAAAACACAGUAUUUAUUUUUUCACCCUCCUUUCAGAGGACUUGGAGGUAAGUUGCAUUCAUUCAUUGAUGCUUCCCUCUUGCCGUCUUAUAAAAGCUUGCACUUUGUUAUAUCAGCAUUUGUUAUAGCCAAUAUUUAAGGAUAAGAUUUAGAAAGCCUGUCAUGGCCCAUCAUCAAACUAUGGCUUAACCUUGCAGCAUAUCAACUUUUGUUUCAAGCUAGAUAUCUUUAUUUGAUAUCUCUAGUGCAAGACCAACAUAUCAAGAGAUCUAUAGACAUGAAGGCAAAGGUCUUGUAUUUUUUUCCAUCCAGACACCUCAAUUUAUUUUAUACAUUUGUUGAUUUUUCCUGUUAUGUUUUAUAUAAUAUAUGGAGUUAACUACAAAAUAAAAUAACAGUAAUAAAAUAACAAAAGAGGAUAAUAUUUCCUCUUGUGCUUCUCUU